Messenger RNA from Paramuricea clavata, 8559 nucleotides. Lineage: Eukaryota; Metazoa; Cnidaria; Anthozoa; Malacalcyonacea; Plexauridae. The record is from the annotation of a GenBank genome assembly.
AACGUCUCAACCACAAAAUUGAGGCUCUAUAACCAAGGUGAUAUACUUUAUGGAAGUGUGUAUUGUAUACAACUAAUCGUAUUGUAUAGACAGGCCUUAAUUAAGAAGCUUGUCCACUUUGCAUUUUGAGAUCUGCUUAAUACAGGUUUUUGACCAAAAUACUGUACACAGAAGUCAGUAUUUAUCUGUAAAAUUGAACAUCUGCAGUUUACUCAAUCUUUGUAGUGCCACCUUAAUAUGCGCCUUAAAGCUUGUCUGUGUACUUGCAUUUUGAGGUCUGCUUAGUGCUUAAUACAGGUUUUUGACCAAACUACACAGAUAUCAUUAUUUAUCUGUAAAAUUCAACAUCUGCAGUUCACUCAAUCCUUGCAGUGCCACCUUAAUAUGCGCCUUGAUUUUCGCUGAAUCCUUUGUGAGUUCCUCGGCCUGUUUCGUCAAGUGUUCAACUUUUUUGUCAAUAAAUUUUACAGCUUCGUCCAACGUAAACUCGACAAAAAACCCAUAACCGACAGCCACUAGAAUCAUUUUGGUAUCCUUGACUUCAGCUUGACAAUAGAAAUUACAACCUAGGUCCACCUGUGUCCUCAUUUUUCCACCGUCGAAAAUUUGAAUUCUGUCAAUAGUGUUUUUAAGUUGCAAAUAUUCUGCAAUAUUUGAGUACAGUUCGUCUCUUUGUUCGUGUACUUUUCGUAAGUCCUCUUUGAGGUUAUUAUUUAUAAAGUCUUCGUAUUUUCUAACUUUCUCUGGAAGUUUAAAUUCGAAAUUUGAUUCGUCUAAUUCGUUUUCCGAAUUGGCGUUUUUUGCCGCCAUAUUGGAUUUGACCGCGCUGGAAUCUGGGAUCGAAUAUAUACUUUGAUGGUUCAAUAUUUCACAAAUAAAUCGAUUUUACGUUUACAAAAUCAGUUUUAUACUUCCUGGAUCACAAAUUCGUAUGCUUUUAAGCAACAUUUCACAAGAGAACAGGGGAGAACAAUUAAUUUUUAGGGUUUUUCGUGAAUUUUUUGCUCUUGAGAGGUGCAACGCAAAGCAUUUUGGGAAGGAUUUAAAAUGUCUGAAAUCGAAGCUCGAAGCACAGUCAUGCGCACUCGGCUCCGGCCGAUGUCCGCCAAAAUGGCGUGAAAUUUAUAUCCUAAAAAAAAUUCCAAAAACAAGGGGUUUGCAACGCUUGGACCUCGAAAAAAGUGCAAUAGUUUUGUUGCUUAUAGUGUGGUUUAUAUUAUGGCAGGAUUUGACGAGGCUGGCUUGUCGGGUUCCGAAUACGUACGCGAUAGUUUGGGCAACUGCAACGAAUCGACAUUGGCCAUGUUUCUGGAAUCGUUUCAGCAAGAUAAUGGCAUCCUUUUGCCUUCUUUACAACAAGCUCUGCCGCUUUUAGACUUGCAUAAUAUCCCAAGAUACGAAUUCCAUCAUACAGUCAUGGAGAAUCUCCGUGAAAAAUUGAUGUCAAGAUUUGAUGUUAUAGGAAAUGAUAAAUUACUGCUAUUAUUGGAACAAGCUUUUUCAUUUAUCAAUGUUCCCGCCUUGAGGCCUGUGGUUAUGGACAUGCUCAAACGAAUUACAGCCGUUCCGCCGAAAUUUAUCGAAAUGCUCGCCAAAGAGCCGGAGUUGUACAAGAGUUGCUCGUUAGAGGUCAAACGACAAAUUUGGAUCCAUGAUCAGCCGUUGUUUGGUGAUGCGGUAGGACCGUUACUUAACGAAUACUUAAAAGAUAAGAAUACUGUUAUAUUUGACACAGAAGAUUUAACGAACCAAGACUUUCUAAGCAUGCGGCCGAAAGUUCGUCGACAGCAUUCUGUUGUUCAACAGCUGUCGCAAAUGAUCGGGAAGUCGUUACAACUGUACAAUUUAGUGUUACAGUUUUUGCGGACACUGUUUUUGCGUACGAAGGAGGCACACUAUUGUACGCUACGUGCAGAGUUGCUCAUGGCGAUACAUGAUUUGGACGUUAAGGAAAUCAAGGAUGUUGAUCCAUGUCAUAAGUUUAUUUGGUGUUUGGACGCAUGUGUGCGAAGUCAGUUGAUUGAUGCAAAUAAGAUUAAGGAUUUGAAAGGAUACAUGAAGGCUGCGAAAGCAACUGAGGAACAAGUGUUAGGGUAAGAUCAGGGCUCCAAAUGGUAUUUCUCUUGUGCCUGGGGUUAGCCUAAUAUUUGUUUUGAUUGCCUAAUUUUUCACUUUUUCUUAUUGCGCAAUAAAGUGUGUGAACUACUUAUUAUUUAUUUAUUUAUUAUAUUAUUAAUACCAAAAGCCUCUGGAGAGUGUAUACCAAACUUGAAACGUUGAAACCACUUGAUAUGAUCUGCAGUUGUAGGGUUUGCACAAUAAAUUCAUGUUAUAGUCUAUGACGUUUUAUCAUGCCAGUGGCAGUGAUGUUCCUCUAUAUAGAAUUUUACAAUAACAAUUACGAUCAAACCAUACUUAUAUUAGACACAAGAGAAAAAGUGUUCUGCAUAUAUAUUCUAUCAAUCUAUACCUUAAAUCUUUGAAUGCAAAUUAUUACAACCAGACAUAUAGGUAUGUAAGGCAUGCAGAUGUUUACUUGGCCGAGGAGUUUGGCUGUUUGGGAAGGUUGAGAACAACCUAGUUUUUAGUGCGCAGGGCCUAGAAACAACCUAGUUUAUUGUGCGCAAGAGCCUGAGAACAACCUAGAGUUAUUAAAACUAGGUUGUUCCCAGUUUUCUCGCAUAAAAAAAUAGGCAGUGAUGUCUUGUCAUUGUUGGAAGCCAAUGUGUUGACAAUCGUAGUAAGAUUACAAUGAAGCCUUUUAGAUCAGCCGAUAAAUAUAUGCGGUUGUGAAGGCAAUGCGUAAGCUGCUUAUAAAUGAUUUAAAAAUUCUAAAAUAUAUAAAUUAUUAUCAAUGUAUAUUUAACAGUUUACUGCAACCUUUUACUGCCAUGUUUCAAAGCCUAGUUUGUGCUUUACUUCCUGCCUAAUUUUGGAAAGUUUACAAAAUAAUUGCCUACAUUGGAAACUUUCUGAAAGUGGGGUUUCCAGGCUUAAAGAGCAGGAUUUGGAACUCUGGUAAGAUUUGGGAUGGCAGGGGGCACAGUAACAUGCACCAGGGGUGGAUCUAGCCUCAUCUGCAAGGAGGGGUACAGGUUUUCAUUUGGGUGGUGCAUGAGGGAGCCUUACUGACCACUUUCCUCUGCUGUCUGCAAUGCUAUUAUCUCAACAUUACCAUUAAUUGAGAUGGUUGAAUCUGCAUGUUUGCCAUUCUGUUACAUUUUGUAUACAAAGUUUAUAUCAGCUGGUCGGGUCGGUUUUGGUUAUUUUACGAACCCGCAUCACUCGGGUGUAUACCUCCUGUUCAGAGUCUUCAGCUUCUCUUUAGCGAUCUUCAAUUUUAAUUCUUUCUUCUUACAGGGACAUAGCUAUGGUUCUCUGCGAUCCUUUUGCCAUCAAUGUUAUUGGUAAAAGUAUUAUCAAAGUUCUCACUCAUCUUACGAAUACUGAAGCAUUACCUAGGGUAUGUUUUUUCUCUGCAAAAUAGCCUGCAGCGAGGGUGCUAAUCUCCUGUCAGAAAGAAAAACAGUGGUACAUUUUUAUGUAAAUGUAAAAUACUAAAAUUGUCUGGAUGUGUUGCCACUUAGGCCACUCCAAAUUAGACUUUAGUUUUCCCGUCCUCCGCCUACAUCUCCUAGAACUGGCCGCAUGAUUUGUUCAUUAUUGCAAAGUUGUUUCCAUUAUUUGACUUUUGUGACAAACAAUUACGAAAAACCACAGUUUUCAAAUAAUCUAUCGUUCAAGACAUACGUAUUUAUGAUACAACACAUAAAAAUUGAAAUAAAAUUCUUGAAACUUUUAUCGAAGAGCGUGAAUUUUUUUCCGUUUUCACUACGAACUGCUGAGCUAUACACUUCUGUUACAAGUUUUGAUUUUUGAACGUCAAAACCGAUAAGGUUAAUAUCCUGGCUUUCAUUUCUGCAUACAAAAACAUUGCAUAGAAACGUGGCUAAAUGGAUAUUUAAAACACGUAUCUAUUUCAUGAAAUAAUGGGUCAUGUUUCAUCUUUCAGACACCAUAAUGGAUAAUGGAAAUGGACCGCCCGCCCGUGUGUAAUUUGAAGUAAGGGCCGGAUGGGAAACUAAAGUCUAAAUUGGAGUGGCCUUAAAGUCUGGCUGUGUUGUGCCCCAAGCACCCUACUCUAUUAAUUGACUCCGUCUGAUGCCGGACAAUUUUUUUACUUGUGAAGGGGAGAGCGCUGGUGCUGAAUUAGACUCGCUACAAGUCGACUCGUAUUGCUGCGAGAUUUAACUCAAAUUUCUUAAAGUGCAAUGGGGGAUUUUGUUGAGUAGACUUGCCGCUCUUACAGUAGCCUGCCAAAUUUUACCGAGUCAGUGCGUUUUAGCGAAACAGAUUGGCCACACAUUAUAUGAUUGAUAGCUUUUCUGUGUCUAUUUAUGUGUUGUAUGCGUAGUCGAAACACUUGUGAGGAAACAUUGUGAGGAAAUUUAAAAUUUUUGAACUUUGGAUUAGUACUGUCAUGUGAUUUUUUGUGCUACAGAAAUAAAACCGAGAGUUUGAACAAUCGACCACUGGUCAACUCUACGUUGUGCGUUUAUAAGUAAAUUGCAAAACUUUCUAGUAUGUUAUAAGAAAAUCUUAUUCAAUUCAUUGUAAUGUGAAGACGUUUUAUUAUAGACAAAUGGUGACCUGACGUUUCUUUUGAGUCUUCUACAACUGGGCUUAGGGGCUUGGUCAAUGAUUGAAAGUCAAGUUUUUAAAGAAAAUUUGCUGGUAAGAAUUCCCUCCAGUUGCACGGACGCAAACCACAGCCAUUUUGGAAUCCAAGGGAAACAGUGUAAACUGGUCAUUUGAAGAGUAUGUAUAAUUUUCUUUUCAGCAUGCCAGAAGGUCUUAACUAGUUUUAAUUUUUUUCUAGAGUAAUGAUCUGGUUGUGAGGUUCAUACCAAUUGUCAUGGCAACGAUGGUAGACGAUUCUGUGCAUCGCGUUGAGCAGAAACUUCCAAACAAGAAGAAUAAAGAACGUAUUGAACUUCAUCAUUCAUUUGAACAAUCAUUGUCUGAAUACAGCAUCUGUUUUACAAUUGCAUUUUAUCUCGCUCUAUAUAUGGCAAAAAAUAAACACAGGUACAUAUGAAUAACACAGGUAUAGCCUCAUCUGCAGGGAGGAUUGCAUUGUUCCCAUGGGGUGGUGGAUAAGGCCGAAUCUGCAUGCUCACCUUUCUGUUACAUUUUACAUUAUCAUUCGCUUACAAAGUUUAUAGAUCUCCAAGAAAUUACUUGUUACCAACGCUAGUGCUGUGCAAACUCUGGUUUUUCAUCUCUGGCUCCGGCCGAAUUACAGCUCUGAGCUCCGGCUCCGGCCACAUCAUAAAAUAUUAAAUAAAUGUUUUACGAUCAGAGAACAUUUAUUAAUAUUAUUAUGAAUAACCCUUUUCGCGCUUCCUAAUUAUCAGAUAACAUAACUCAGGAAACAAAACAGUGAAAACACUUAACCACGCAGAAAAUAUCUAUGUGGAAACCAGCCUCGAAAAAUCUUUGACACGAGGCAUGACGCGAGGCAUGACGCUAACACUCUCAGACUCCACAGCGCAAUUGUUCGCACGCAAACAAAGUACUCUGUCAUUUUCAAAAGGUUGAUAUUUAUUUGCUUUGUACUUUUUCGUUAUCUACAAGGCAUGAAUACACAGACUAUGUAGGGCUAAGUCAGAUGGCUUCAUGAAAGCAUGACGUUUGUAAGUUGCGAUCGUAUUACAGCUUUUCGACGCUGUUCGUGUGGGCUGUGGCAGUUUGAGUCUAUGAUGAAUUCAUUAACAGCAAUUGGCAGUUUGCAAUAACUAACAAUCGUUUGACAUUUGUCUCAUUUCAUAUUGUUUUCUUGUCAUUUUGCCGGAGCUGGGAAAACGUAACUCCGGCUCCGGGCUCCGGCAUACAAAAUUCGGCUCCGGCCCGCGUUGGAAAAACCGCCGGAGCUCCGGCAGAACUCCGGCUCCGGCAACUCCGGCGCACAGCACUAACCAACGCAAGUCAAAUGCAAAAUUCAUUGAUGUACACUGACUAGUGCAGCCAGAUUGGCAAUAUCGCAGUAUGACUGUGAGCUAGUACAUUAUUUUGUAAUUGACAUGGGUGAUGCUCUAGUUCAUAGUAAAAAGAACUGUACAGAAUGAUUUAUGACUUGACUUGGUCACAGACAAAACGACUUGUGACUUCACUUGUUACUCGGAGUGAAUGACUUGUGAUUUGGACUCAGACCCAAUGACUUGUGACUCGGCCUGGACUUGCAAAUUCAUGUUUUGUAUUUUGAUUUCAGACAUGCACUUGGUUCAUUACUGCCAGCCAUUGCCUCGUCCUACAGUAAUCAUGUUCUACAUGACGCGCACCUGCAUUCACUCAUCACGAUAUGGGCGUGUUCUCAAGAUGAAUUCACGAAUGCCGAGUUCUGUGAGGUCGUGUUUGAUAACUUCUUGUUAACGAUGCUCAGCCAAGAAAGUGUUGUGCGACAGACCCUGAGGUUGUUGCGUUUUGUCUACUCGAAAAUGGAGUCCGAAAAAGUCGUUGCGAUUUUGACUGCGACUCAACCGUCCCCAGAGGUAAGUUGGCAGGAUGUUUAAUAGCCAGAAAAAGAAGUUUUGUCCGUUAGACGUAAAUUGGGAAAGUUUUUUUGACCGAUCAAAGUCCUUGUGUAGGAAUAAAUAGUGUUAUUUUCCAACGUGUUUCUCCUUAGAUGCAAACAACGGUAGCUUGGUUUUGUACAUUUCAUUUCCGGUGAAUGAACACUGAAAAAUGCACCCGAUGGCACUUCGUUUUGUAUAUUUCAUUUCCGGUGAAUGAACACGGAUGCACACCGAUUACACUUUGUUUUGUACAUUUCAUUUCAGUGGAUACACACCCAAUAUGAAUGAAACGCGAUACAUUUUGAGAAAAUAGUUAAUGGGAAAAAGUAAAUAAAACGUUCUUUGAUAUAAUAAUAUAAAAUCAAACGCAAUGCACUUUCUCAUCAGCAGAAAUGAAAAUCUUCCAGUAGACCCAGUUGGGAAAGCCCCUUAGCUACUUCAAAUGGGAAGAGUCUGUCGAACGGACAGUAUAUGGGCUAGCUAACACCCUGGUUGGAUAUUAUAUUUUGAGGUCAACCGUUAGCUGUUCGAAUUCGAAGUAUGAAUCAUUUCAUGAUUAGCGAUCGUGGAUUACUGUACCCAGAAGUAAAAACCACGGGAUCAGAAAGAUGGAAACAGACUUUAACAUAAUAUAUGCAUUUAAUUCGACACGACGAUAGGUCGUAUGAAACGAAGACGCGCUACAGACGCUGUAUCCGUCUGAAUUGCACGAAUUUAAUUCGUUUCAUACGAUGCACUACCGUCAAUUAAAUUCGUCUAAAUUAAAUUCGACGAUAGUGCGACGUAUGAAACAGCCCUAAUACGUCGUAGAACAGGUCUCAAUUCAGGUCGGCAACCGGAAAAUGCCAAUCUGAUUGCUGACCCAUCGUCCAACUGAAUCAGGUGACGAAUGAUAGGUAGAUAAUGUUCUCGAGUGAAUGAUUUCGUAAGCAGAAGAUUCUGCCUGCCGUGGCUGGGUUUCGAACCUGCAACCUUCGAAAUACUAGCUCGAUGCUCUUCCAACUGAGCUACCGGUCAGGUUCGAUGGAGGUCUCAAGUGAUGUAACUGGGCUAUGCUGUCUGCCCGUGUAUAUAUGAAAGGAGAACAGUUUAGAACUGAUAGAGCUAUCCAUCCUUUUCAAUUGAACACUACAAGUUACUAUUCCUACCCUCCAGAUAACCACAAGUCAACAAGCAAUAUACUGUGAUCAUCUUGUAAAGCUUAGUGGAGUUAGUUUUGUGUCUUCUAAAAUGAUUGUACAUUCCUCCAUAGUUGGUAAGGUUGCUUGAAGCAACUCCAGCUCAGACAGUUUGAUCUUCACUUUAACAACCUUUACCAGAUUCGUAGUAUAGUAUCUUUCCAAAAAGUUUUUUUUAUCACAUAUGUAGAAUUCUGAAGUUAUCCUUGAGUUACAUCCAUGAAUAGUUGAUAGAGUUGCUGGAAGUAACCGUAGUUUACAGAGUUUCUCCUCACUUUAACAACCUUCGCCGCAGUAUCUUUUUCAUCGCCUUUGUACUGUAGAAUUCCGAAGUUAUCCGCGAAUUAUUUUCAUCAAUAGUUGAUAAACUAUAGCAGGAAUUGAGCAAUCCCAAUUUACAGAAUUUCUCAUCUGCACUUCACGGUAGUACUGUAUCUUUCUAAAACGUUUUCUUUUUUAUCGCAUCUGUAGAAUUCUGAAGUUAUCCACGAGUUGCAUUUAUCAAUAGUUGAUAAAGUUGCUGGUAGCAACCCAAGUUCACAGAGUUUGUCUUCGCUUGAACAACCUCUAUCUGCGUCAUCCUCGGGAACCUCGGCAUCGUCUUCACCGCUGAACUAUCUUCCACCUUCGUCUGUCUGAAUAAUUAUAAUCCGACGUUGGUUUGUGUGUGAACUACACGCGUAAAAUUUUCACAGUGAACUUCAAUUUGUUGAAACGAGUGCGCGGGGGAGACUUUGGGAUUUGACAAGCGAGAAUUUAUACGAGAGUGUUGGUAGACGAAUGCUGAACUUCACGGAACAGCUGAA